CAGUUCUGACACUGUCACUGAACUGUUCCCGCAAAAAAAAAAAACAGAGAGGUGGCAACUCUCUUUGCAAAGCAAAUAGAGUCACGAGAAUCAUUGGCAACUCUCCUUUGCAAAGAAGAAAAAAGUAAAUGUUGAAUCUCUCAAAAUCUUAACUUUUAGGGUUCGAGCUCUGUCUAGAGAUUUGGCCCUUUUUGUUGAUGAGACCUCCUCUGCAAGAUCCUCGUGAUUCCACUUUAACGCCUCCCUCCCUCCUUUCUGAAAAAAUAUUCAAAGUAUAAUAAUCACUAUUAAUUUAUCUCCCUUUUUAAAGGGUUUCUUUUUCCUUUAAACUUCUCCAGAGUUCCCAACUUUCUCAGCUAUGAACGGCGACGACGGAGAACGUUUUCAGGUGGGCUAUAACGAUGAACCUGUGCCGUGGGUCAGAAACCCAGAAGAAAACUGGUUUAACAACCCACAAGAUGCUUCUCAAAACGAGUUCGGAUUCAACAGUGGUGGGUUUCCCUUAAACCCUUCAGAGAAUCUGCUCCUCCUUAUUCAGCAAUCCAUCGACUCCUCUUCUCCCUUGCAACACUUCACACUCGACGCUACUACUCCUCACCAACAACAACAAGAGUCUUUCUUAGCUACAAAAGCUUGCAUGGCUUCUCUCCUCAACGUCCCUCCCGACAACAACAACAACAACCCUUUAGAUGACUUCGGUUUUGAUUCCCCGUUGUUUUUAGGACAACUCCACCGGACUCCAAACUCAAUGAGUUUCCCUGUUAUGACUUCUUCACCACCGGACUUCCUCCUCCCUUCCCGGUCAUGUAACGUCUUCAGCCCCCUGGAGUUUGAGGGAGUACUCGAGAACAGAGCUAAGGUUCUGAAACCUUUAGAGGUAUCGCCUUCCUCUGGCUCUCAGCCGACGCUGUUCCAGAAACGAGCUGCAUUGCGUCAGAGUCCGAGUAGCAAAAUGUGCAACUCUGACUCUUCUUCUUCUCCUGAGAUUAGGAGGAGCUACGAGAGAGAGGUUGUUGAUGAGACUAGUACUGGGUUGAAUUACGAAUCUGAUGAGCAUAAUAACAACAACAACAAAGGGAUGAAGAAGAAAGGAAUGCCUGCUAAGAAUCUAAUGGCUGAGAGAAGGAGGAGGAAGAAGCUUAAUGAUAGGCUUUACAUGCUCAGAUCAGUUGUCCCCAAGAUCAGCAAAAUGGAUAGAGCAUCGAUACUUGGUGAUGCUGUUGAUUAUCUUAAAGAGCUUUUACAGAGAAUCAGUGAUCUUCAUACCGAACUUGAAUCUACUCCAUCAAGUUCUUCAGGCUUAACACUACCAUCACCACAAACGCUACCUUACCGUGUUAAGGAAGAGUUGUGUCCGUCUUCCUCUUUUCCAAGCCCCAAAGGCCAGCAAGCAAGAAUUGAGGUUAAUUUAAGGGAAGGAAAGGCAGUGAACAUUCACAUGUUCUGUGGAAGACGACCUGGUCUUUUACUUUCCACCAUGAGAGCUUUGGAUGACUUAGGAUUGGAUGUUCAACAGGCAGUGAUUAGCUGUUUCAAUGGUUUUGCUUUGGAUGUUUUCCGCGCUGAGCAAUGCCAAGAAGGUCACGAGGUGUUGCCUGAACAAAUCAAGGCAGUGCUUCUAGACACAGCUGGUUACACCGGUUUGCUUUGAUUCCUAUUCCUUUGCGGAACAGAAGGAAGCAUCUUAUGAAGCAGAGCUAGAGGUCUAUAAGCCUUUUAAUUAACUAGUCAGCAAUUUUCUUAGUUUCAAUUCAUCAGUCUUAAUCUUGUACUGCAGAUGUUAGUUAUUAAUUUAAUCUGGCUAUGACAAAAAAAAACAUGUCUGGGGUGCAUCACUUCAACCUUUUCAUACAUAA
Messenger RNA from Raphanus sativus (radish), 1856 nucleotides. Its product is annotated as transcription factor SCREAM2. Gene Ontology annotation, cellular component: nucleus. NCBI's taxonomy places the organism in Eukaryota, Viridiplantae, Streptophyta, Magnoliopsida, Brassicales, Brassicaceae. Gene Ontology annotation, molecular function: protein dimerization activity; sequence-specific DNA binding; DNA-binding transcription factor activity. Gene Ontology annotation, biological process: regulation of DNA-templated transcription. Bases 359 to 1651 code for a protein of 430 amino acids. The transcript is spliced from 4 exons. The record is from RefSeq and is a predicted model, not a curated record.